AUGAGGAUCCUUUACCUGCUCUUCGCUGUUUUUCUCUUUCUCCUCCAGGUUGCUCCAGGGCAAUCAUACCGUGAAUGUCGGAACAGGGGAGGCGAAUGCCGCCCACAUGGUUCAUGUCAUCCCGGCUCUGUAAUACCUGUGCGAUGUCCUCAUCGUACAGUCUGCUGUAGAAGACGCUAG
Alligator mississippiensis (American alligator) is the source of this 180-nucleotide messenger RNA. Its product is annotated as myotoxin-3-like. Lineage: Eukaryota; Metazoa; Chordata; Crocodylia; Alligatoridae. The transcript is spliced from 2 exons. Bases 1 to 180 code for a protein of 59 amino acids. The record is from RefSeq and is a predicted model, not a curated record.